ACUAGUGGUUUUAUCACUGCAGUGCGAAGAAUACUCACUGGAGGCGGUGCAAGACGUCGGGAGGUGAGUUCAGCCUUGAUAGGUGUUCAGAACCUGAUAGGUGUUCAGAACCUGACAGGUGUUCAGUCUCUAAGUUUAGGUUGGGUGUGCUGGGUUAUUGUCUGGUAUAAUACUGCAUUUUCUCUGUCCGUAGGUGUGUUGGCUAGUGACGCUGGUGGUAACCCCGCUGUGACGGUUGUGCUGGAGGGUGACGGUGACCCAGCGGCACUCCUGCAGCUGCUGUGUGUGCCCUCACCCCGUCACACCCACCACCCACACCCGGCACACUCUUUCCCCCAUCAGCCACACUACCCGGCCACCGCACGACAAACGCCUCCUGAAUCCAGUCGAACUCCAACCGAAAUAUCAACCACUUUCUGUGGGAUUCCACGAAAGAAGUAAUCCAUCAAUCACCCUGUCACCUCCGCCGCAAGGAAUCCAGAGGAGGGAGAGGGAAAUGAAGGAGAUGGUGAAGGAGGACAAGCCUGGGGGUAUGGGGAAGGAGUGGGAAGUCGGAGUCAACAGCUCAGAGACCCAGCAGAGUGGAAACUUGCCUCCGGCAGCAGGCGGUGACGAAGACGAUGACGGGGGAAUGAGAGAUAAGAAGGAACGCCGGAGAAGAAAGGUAGAUAACAAAGAUAGCACACGAGAACACAGGGCAAAGUUGAUUCUCACGGGAAGAUGUAAUAAUGCUGAUAAUGGCGAAGGAGGAGAGAAACGGGGAUGCAAGGCAGGGAACAACGUCAGAGAAAGGAAGGCAAGCGAGAGACAGAGAGACUCUGAAAACGGAAGAUGUCUUUUACCUAGUCUGCCUCCGGCGCCCAGACUGAGAUUAACAGAGAUCAAGGGUCUCUCAGCCAACACCGGCGAAGACUAUAACGAACUCGCUCGACGUAUUAGACAGAGAAAAAGGCCUCAGAACGAGGCAGCCUCAAGGGACGUAAUGAAGCCGGGGUUGCCAGACUCCGACACAACACCAACAAAUAUUACCUGGAGCACCUGGCUGCCUCUCGCAGGAGGCGCUGACGAGGACCCAGGAGUGAAGGAACCUGGUUCAGAGGGCACGACCAGUCUGGCCUCCUGGCGGGUACUUUACCUACACCCAGACCUCAGUGUGAGCGUGAGGGGACCUAGACUGAUGCUGCGACCUUCUAGCGACCACCUCCUCCCGUCUUCCCCCGUCCUCGUUUUUCAUCCCGCUUCCCCUUCCUUUCCUCGCUCCUCUGUCCCAUAUCGCAGGACGUCCUCCUUCCGUCCUCACACUGGCGCCUCCAGCCUCUUCAUCACCUUCCCGGCUCUCCUCGCUGCCUCCAAUUCCUCUCGUUUCUUCCCGUCUUCUGCUGCCUCAUCUCCCCCCCCACGUCUACCCUCAACCCAGUCCCCGUCUAUCCCUUCCAGUGAAUCUUCUUCCUGUUCUUCACAUCCCUUUUCCCUCCAUCCCAUUCCUCAACUCUCAAGCGUGUCACCUGCGCCAUCACCACGCCCUCUGAUUUCAUUACCACGCCUUCUCACUCCAUUACCACGCCUCCUCACACCAUUACCACGCCCCCUGACACCUUUAUCAAGCCUCCACGCCUCAUUACCACUCCUUCUUCGCUCGCCACCACGCCCUGGGGCAUCGCCACUCGUCAGGGGCACCCUGGCGCCAGGCCUAAACAUACCCGAGGGAGGAAGACCAGACGCCCUGGCUGUUGUACAGUGCCUACCCCCAGGAGGGGGACCAGCAACCACUGCCUACGUCUUGCCAGAUUGUGUGGGAGUCGAGGUGGAGUCACUACCAAAAGACACAGUUUUCCUCUGUCCAGAACCUCGCCACGGAUCUCACUCACAACAACAACCAGUACAGCUGAGCCAGACACUGACCUCGCAAACACAAGAACGAAAUCCUAAAGGCAAAUCACGACGGUACAUUUUAGAGAUGAAGACCCGUUCACUGACUUGGACAUUGAUCAAAACACAUGAGAAUCCACGAGACCAACAGUACCCACAGGACCCACAGUACCCACAGGACCCACAGGACCCACAGUACCCACAGGACCUACAGGACCCACAGGAUCCACAGCUACAGCGGACAGUGGCACCACCACCCAGGUCCACCACACGGUGGCGCCGUGGUGGAGGCGGCAUCAGCAGGAACAUCCUGACGAAGGCGUCGGCCAUCCCUGACGUAGCUGCCACCGGCGUUCCAUUGGACAGUGACGCUGACGCUGGUGGUGCGAGGGCCCCUGGAGAGUCGUCAGCCACCGCCCACGUCACUGUUGGCACUGUUGAAACAGCUGGUGACAACGACCACCAGCUGCAACACCUGCUGACACGCCCAGACAAUCAUGAUCAAAAGCUUCGUGUACAGGUAGAGAGCGUGAAGGAAAGCAGCCAGCUACGACGACUCUCUAGAGACCUUGGUCUGAAUCCGUAUACUCGACCAGAGUCGGCGCCCCAGCUGCGGUACACCCACAUCGAGCAGACAGUGACACCAGGAUCACCUGUCUCCCUCAAGUGUACUGCCGUGGGCGUGCCCGCCCCUGUCAUCACCUGGACCCGGGACCACCGCCCACUUCUGCCCUCACACAGCACGAGUGUGGGAAGCUCCAGGACUCCCCUGGGGGAGGUGGUGAGCCUGGUGAACCUAAGCUCAGUGACCACACGUGAGGGCGGUUCCUACACCUGUACCGCCCACAACGCCCACGGCUCUGUCGCCCACUCAGCCAGACUCAACGUCUACGGUCCGCCCUUCGUUCGUGCCAUGGGUAACGUGACGGUGGUGUCUGGGGAGGAUGUUGGGGUAUGGUGUCCUGCAGGAGGAUACCCUACCCCCACCAUUACCUGGCGUAGGGAGGGCCAUACCCUCCCCACCUCCCUCAGACAGGAGAUAGCCACCAACGGGACACUGGUAAUAAGGAACGCUGGCAACGAGGACGCUGGUCGCUACACCUGUGUCGUCUCCGGCAGACAGGGGCAGACAUCGUCCUCACACACCUUCCUCCAUGUGCUCAAGCCUCCCAAAAUCGAGCCGUUUUCGUUCCGGAGUGACUUGCAGGAAGGAGAGAGGACGCAGCUUACUUGCAUGAUCAACUCUGGUGACCUUCCUAUCACUAUCAACUGGCUCAAGGAUGGUCGCCACCUGCAGCAUGACCCGGGCAUUGAUAUCAAGCAGAUGAGCGAGUACUCUAGGGUGUUGCUGUUCAAGAAGCUACGAGAGCAUCACUCGGGGUCGUACACCUGCGAGGCUGCCAAUGCUGCUGCUACAUCCAACUACACUGCUGCCGUCAGAGUUAAGGUGGCACCCAGGUGGGUGGUGGAACCUGGGAGUGCCACGGCUCUGGUGGGUUCAACAGUGGUUCUGGAUUGCAGCGCUCGUGGCUACCCCAAUCCAGAGUUGACGUGGAUGAAGGCUCCUGGGGACUCAGCGCAGGACUUCCUGGCGGUAGUUCUGGACGGAGUGAGGGCAUCGCAAGCACCUAAUGGAUCACUUGUUCUGCCUGACGUAGCUACCACCAGCGCUGGCUGGUUCCUCUGUCGCGCCGAUAACACUGUCGGCAAGUCUAUCUCCAAGGUGGUCAAACUCACCGUCCACGCCCCGGCGCGGGUGGUGACGGAAGGAGGGCGGGUGACGGGGCAUGCUGGACAGACAGUGACGGUGACCUGUGAAGCUACAGGUGAUGACCCACUCUCCCUCACCUGGCUCCGUCACCACGCUGUCGUUGCGCCAGGUCACAGGACGUCUGUGAGUGAGAGUGGAGGUGGUGGGUCUGUGAGGGCUGUUCUGGAGAUCAGAUCUGUGACGGCUGCUGAUGCUGGGGCCUACACCUGCCGUGCCACAAACCCUCACGGCGAGCACUCUCAAGUGUUCAAUGUCGCUGUCAUAGAGCCGCCUACAGCGCCCACAGGAGUGACGGUGUCAGAGGUAGGAAGUCGCUCUGCUCGACUCUCCUGGUCACUGCCACAGCCUGCAGCAGUCACCAUACAGUACCGAGGUAGGACACAACUGACUUGCAGCUUACGAGGUAUCCCAUGGCGAAACGUCAGUGUGGUUCAGUGGGCAUGGCACGUGUUGCCGGGACUGACUCCCUACCAUGCAUACGCUGUGAGACUGAUGGCCCACAACGACCUGGGGGUGUCCCAGCCCUCACAGGUCCAGGUCUUCACCACCAGGGAGGAAGCGCCGUCAGGAGCACCGCAGGACGUGCGUGUGGCUUCAGGAGGUCCCCACUCCUUGCUGGUGACCUGGAGAGCCCCCGUCCCCCGCCUCACCCACGGUCCCCUCAGGGGUUACACCAUCGCCCUCCGCCGCCAGAACCUCCAGGGACACCUCACCUACAUCACCAGACCCAUCACUGCCUCCCCAGGUGACACGGAGGCUGUGGAGCAGUACGAGGUACAGGGGCUGACAUCAGCCUCCCUCUACGAAGUAGCUGUGAGAGCGUUUACUAGGGCAGGAGCAGGUCCUCUCUCCUCCCCGAGAAUAGUGGAUUCUACCAGCCACGAUGCGCCUUCGUGCCCACCUGCUGGAGUGUCGUGCCGAGGGUCGGGGCGUGGCAGUGUGAGGGUGUGGUGGUCACCCCCACCCACACACUGUGUGCCCGCCCCUGUCAGUGGCUACACAAUCGUCGCUACACCCACCAAGCAUGUCCAGCACUCUUCUGGUGGCAACACCUGGGAGGUUAACACAACCAAUCUGGAGAAAAACUUGGACGGUCUGCCGCCAGCCACCAACGUCAGUGUUCGUGUCAAGGCGUUCAACGACGUCGGCUUCAGUCCUUCCAACGACCCUGUCUUCUGUGUCACGGAAGAUGACGUGCCGAGUCCUCCCCGGAAGGUCCGGGUUAUAGUGACAGGUGGCACUACGCUAUUGGUAACGUGGUCACCUCCACAGCCCCACACCGGUACCAUACUCCACUACACACUCUAUUCCGCCAGGGACGACCAGGUAGCAGUGAGGGACGUGGUGGGUGCUGGAGGUUCCGAGGCCACCUGGAGGGAGCUGAGCGGCCUCACACCUGCCUCCAGAGUACAGGUGUGGGUGACUGCUACCACUGUAGCUGGAGAAGGUAGUCAAUCCCCGAGGCUCACCGCCCUGCCCACACCAACCCCCACACACGCACCCAUUGCUGUGGGCGGUGGGCGGUCGUGGUGGGUGGGUUCUGGUUCCGGGGUCACCCUGGGUUGCAGAGCCCUGGGAUCGCCGACACCUACCAUCACCUGGAUGAAGAACAGCGUAGCAGUCAGCAACAGUCACCUGACCCAGCUGCUGCCAGGGGGCGACCUCCACCUCACAGCGGUACGUGAGUCUGCCAAUUACACGUGCUGGGUACGUAACAGCGUGGGCGUGGACAGUCUGACACACUCGGUGGUGGCGGUCACCACGCCCACGCCCCCCACACUCACCUUCGUCCACGCCACCCACCACGCCCUCAACCUCACCAUUAACCCGACUGGUGACGGAGGAGCUCCCAUCCUGGGAUACUCCGUGCAUCACCGUCAGCGAGCUGGUGAGUGGGUGGAGUCUGGUGUCGACGCCGGGGUGAAGAGUGUGGUGGUGAGGGGUCUUCCCUGUGGUGCUCCACACCAUAUUUACAUCACAGCAUGGAACGCCCAUGGUACAAGUGCCCCUAGUCCCGUCCUUCUGGCUAACACCCUGGGUAGUGCUCCAGGUCGUCCUGAUCCAGCUAAGUUAGUGGAGGUUAACGCUACAUGUGUGACGCUGCGCCUCUACGUCUGGCCGGAGCUGGGAUGCCCCGUCACACACUGGAAGGUGGAGCUUGGCAACGAAGAGACGGACCUGUCAUGGAAACCUCUGUACUCUCAGGUGACCCGCGACACCAGUGACUUGGGUCUGUGUGACCUGACUUCGGCCACGGGUCACCUGCUGCGGAUCACAGCAGCUUCCACUGCAGGAGAUACAGCUGUCGUGUACCGUGUGGCCACCAGGGACCAUACUGGAGGUUCUAUGACAGCUGAGGCGGUGCAGGAGGUGCUGGUCAGCAACCAGACUGUUGCUGGUGGCUGGCUGGAUGUACAUGUUGUAGCUGGUGCUGUCAGUGCGCUGCUCCUUGCUGCUGCACUCAUCAUCUGUCUGUGUGUCGCUGUCAGCAGGCGCAGAUACGGCGGGUACAGACCCGGUGAGAGCCUGGACAACAAGGGAGGAGGAGAAGAAGACAAUGCUCGCAACUCUGAGCUGACACGCACUCACCUCUACUCCCCGACACCCACCAAGAAACCUCAUGGUUCUCUGGCUUCCAUCAAGACCCAGGACGACCCCUACGAGAUCUGUCCAUACGCUACCUUCAGCGUGGGUAGUUCUGAGGACACACUAGAGUAUGGUCUAUCUCUCCACGCCAUGACUCCCAGAGACUGUCUCGAUCAUCCGGCCCACAGUGAGAGACACCCACAACAGUCUCCCUCUUACGGCCAGGUCGGCCGUCAGCGAGCACACUCACACUACAAAGAGACAGAGAUUGCUUACAUAAGUAACCGCAACCGUGGGGAGUACAGCAGCCGACCUAAGUCACUGCCAGGAGGACAGCCCGUGCCUGCUGCUGCUGUUGUUGCUCCUACUGCUGCUGCUCCUGUUGCUGCUGAGGCUGCAGAACACAGGGUGUGGACGGAGGACUCCAGGAAGGACACUGGUAGUCGCCCUCACCGCUCCAGAAGUCGCACAAGAGGAACAGAUGCUACGAGGCGCGACUCAAGCACGGAGAGUAACGAUGCUUCGUCUCCCGUACAACAACAACAGCGACAACACUACCAGCAUCCACAAAUGCCACCCAAGCCACACCAUCAGCUCCAUUCACAGCAGUUGCCCUUGCAACAGCAGCAGCAACAGCAGCAGCAAGUAGCAGCAGCAGGAGUGCGAGUAGGGCCACACCCGCUGCCACCUGUCCGCCAUGCCAGAGUGGAAAGUACUUCAUCUUCGUCCUCCUCCUCGAGUGAAACUUCACCUCUGACUCCUCCUCGACCCCUUCAUCCACCCUCCGCCUUCUCAGACUCCAGGGAGCUCUCCGAGGCGGAGUGUGACAGAGAGCUCUCACUGGCUCAGGCUGGAAGGGUAGCAGGUGACGGUGCGACAGCGGGUAGGAGCGGCGCUCCAGGGGACGUUGAGAACUUAACCACUGAGCUCACGGUAUUACUGCAGCGGUACAAGCAGGAACACCAGAUGGGACACGGUGUUCAGCAGGAACACCAGAUGGGGCACGGUGUUCACCAAGAACAAAAACUCCACCGAGGAUCUCAGAAAAAUCCUUAUAGCAUUAAUGUUUAACUUUAGCCUUACACCCCCCAACACCCUCAAAAAACCUCCACUCUAUAGGAAAGUGUAUAUAUAUUUUUAUAAUUCAAAUGUGCAUUCUUAACAUUCACCUAAAUGAUAAAUAAGGUUAGUUAUCAUUUUUUUUGAUACAGUUUAAGUUGUUUAUUGGGUAUCUAUUGCUCACAUGUGAAUAUAUAUAUAAUUGUAAUUAACUGCAGACAAUAAUGGUGAAUAUGAUAUAUAGAGAAAAAUCACAAAACAAGUGGGAUUCGAACCCGCGGCAAGCGGGUCUUAAAACUCGCACCUCAGUGUGCUAAUUGUGGAUCAAGUUACGUCUAUUUAGUACCAAACGUUUCGCAAAAGUCCAAAGCUUCACCUGAGCAAAACUGUCUCACGAAGAAAGUAAUUUCUUGAACCUUGAGAACUGUCGAAGGAAACACCUGCAACAUGUGCAACACCUGCAACACCUGAAACAUCUGCAACAACUGAAACAUGUGCAACUGAAGAUGAAGCAGGACUAAGAAAAGACAGGAAAUAUUUGUGAAGGUAUUAUAAGAAGGGAUGAUAAAGAGUAGUCACGGCUCAGGUCUGCCAGACUGUAGACAGUAGUCAUGAUUAAGACAGGGAAGUACGGGAUUGUCUCAAUAUUAUAACGCAUGAGCAAAAUACACUAACCACAAAC
Cherax quadricarinatus is the source of this 7967-nucleotide messenger RNA. The record is from RefSeq and is a predicted model, not a curated record. NCBI's taxonomy places the organism in Eukaryota, Metazoa, Arthropoda, Malacostraca, Decapoda, Parastacidae.